UCCAUGGAGCGAGAGACUCCUCAUAUGCUUUCUCAAUGAUUAGUCAAUGGUUUAAUCAGUUCAACACCAAGCCUAACUAACUAUAUCAAUAAAUCCUUUGAAUCAGGUUCACAAGAUCAAGCUGCCAAAAUGGUGCAAAUAUACAAAUACCAUCUCCCACCCACAAAGCUCAUUCCCAACUCUCCACAACCCUUACUCCAUUAUAAAGGAAUAUUAUCCGACUCUGAACUCCAUCCCGAAAAUAUACACGAGAGAUUCCACGAGAACGAUUGGAAAACACAAUGGAUAUUCAGAUACGGUCCAACACAAGAAUCUCACUACCAUUCAAGGAUCCAUGAGUGCAUGGUCGUCUUGACUGGGACGGCGACCAUUCGGUUUGGGGUCGCUGAUACGGACCCUGACCUCCAUAAAAGCACUUGGGGUGGCGCCAAAGAGGAUGGUGGAGUUGAGAUCAAUGCAAAGGCCGGUGAUGCCUUUGUAAUUCCAGCUGGCGUGGCGCACAAGACACAUAAUACCAGCCCGGCUGCUUCGUUUGCCUUACUUACGCCUGGUAAGGGACGGGGGGUCGAAGCGUCUGAUGUGAAAGAGGCGUUGUCGAAGAUAGAACUUACGGGGUUCACUAUGAUGGGAGCAUAUCCCAAGAAUUGCGGUCAUUGGGAUGUCGCUGUCGGUGGGGAUCAUGAUGUUGGAAACUUUGAAGCUAUAUGGACUGUUGCGAAGCCAGACAAGGACCCAGUGCUUGGUGACUCUCCGGGUGGUCUAGCUGGGCAAUGGAAGGACGUUCUUAUUGAACCGUCCACGAGGAGAAAGCCGCAGGCAAGGACCUAAUAUGUGCUCGGUCUGGAGUUCUUAAAAACAAAUGCUGUAGUCGGCUGCUUUGAAGACAGUACAGAAUACAACCUUAGCAUUAUCUAGCAGCCCUUCUAUGCACUGCUAAUAUGCAUAUUAUGACAGGAUUCAAGCAGUCCGGCACCAGUGCUCUCUUCCUCCAUGCUAGUUCUAAAGAAUCGUGCCCUGUCAUGAGAGCGGUUCAUUGAUGGUGAUUUCUUGAUGCCAGCUCCCGCAGCCUGGCGAUAAGAAGAUUCGAAGAGGGGCAAAUUCUCGCCCGAGCUUAAGUAACUCGGCUUUCCAAACACCACUAAUAUCAAUAUUCAUCUUUUGCAUAUCAGCGCGGUUUACUGCC
Molecule: messenger RNA, 1183 nt
Organism: Paecilomyces variotii
Lineage: Eukaryota; Fungi; Ascomycota; Eurotiomycetes; Eurotiales; Thermoascaceae
Exons: 1
Coding region: 130-828 (232 amino acids)
Source: RefSeq, a predicted model, not a curated record